Molecule: messenger RNA, 1457 nt
Organism: Homo sapiens (human)
Lineage: Eukaryota; Metazoa; Chordata; Mammalia; Primates; Hominidae
Gene: SPRR4
Product: small proline rich protein 4
Exons: 3
Coding region: 774-1013 (79 amino acids)
Cellular component (GO): cytoplasm; cell cortex
Source: RefSeq, a predicted model, not a curated record
GGAAAAAUAGGAGUAAAAUUCAUUGCAGUAAACCCACAUGGGUGACUGGGACAUGAGGGAUGGAGCUGCCCAUCUGUUCACAGGCAAUACACACAUACCAGUGCCUUCAAGGCACCAGGUAUAUGAAAAGCCUUGGUCUAUGUCCAUGCAAAUCUGUCUUGCUGCGUAGUUUCCUUGUGGAGAGUUCAUAUCAGCAAGAGCACAGAGGACUGGGGGUAUGUGGAAGUGAGGGCUGCAGGUGGAGAUGGUGUUCUUCUUGGAGGUGGAAUGCAGAACCAGAAUCUGGAACCCAGAAUAUUACAUUCUUAGUGUUGCUAGGCUUGGGAAGAGGAAGUGGGGGAGGUCUGGCCUGGAGGGGAAAAUUAAGGGGCUGAUUAAAGUGAGGCUGACCCUGAAAAAUGAACAGUAUUCCAUCCACAUAAGACAGAAAGCUCAGGAGACGUUAUUAGUCAUGGUCCCCACCCAAUGACAGUGACUUGUCCACCAUGGAGAUGCUGACUGCGGUGAUGGAGUGGAAAUGAGCCCCAGGCCAGGCACCCACCCAGCUCCACCCUGAGCAGCUGCAUGUGGUUGAGCAGGUCCUUUAACUUCUUUGGGCCAGCCUCUUUAAAUUGUCAGUAAAAUUGUCAUGAGGAUUAAAUGAGCCUCACUUUUUUCAUCUGCAAAAUGGUAACAACGACACUUUCCCUAGAGGGGCCAUGAAGAUGAAAUGAAAUAAUAAGCAUGACGGAUGGUCCUGGUGCUAGCCUCACAGCUCACCUGUUCCUAGAGCAAUGUCUUCCCAGCAGCAGCAGCGGCAGCAGCAGCAGUGCCCACCCCAGAGGGCCCAGCAGCAGCAAGUGAAGCAGCCUUGUCAGCCACCCCCUGUUAAAUGUCAAGAGACAUGUGCACCCAAAACCAAGGAUCCAUGUGCUCCCCAGGUCAAGAAGCAAUGCCCACCGAAAGGCACCAUCAUUCCAGCCCAGCAGAAGUGUCCCUCAGCCCAGCAAGCCUCCAAGAGCAAACAGAAGUAAGGAUGGACUGGAUAUUACCAUCAUCCACCAUCCUGGCUACCAGAUGGAACCUUCUCUUCUUCCUUCUCCUCUUCCCUCCAGCUCUUGAGCCUACCCUCCUCUCACAUCUCCUCCUGCCCAAGAUGUAAGGAAGCAUUGUAAGGAUUUCUUCCCAUCGUACCCUUCCCCACACAUACCACCUUGGCUUCUUCUAUAUCCCACCCCGAUGCUCUCCCAGGUGGGUGUGAGAGAGACCUCAUUCUCUGCAGGCUCCAGCGUGGCCACAGCUAAGGCCCAUCCAUUUCCCAAAGUGAGGAAAGUGUCUGGGCUUCUUCUGGGGUUCCACCCUGACAAGUAGGGUCACAGAGGCUGGUGCACAGUUUCUGCCUCAUUCCUCUCCAUGAUGCCCCCUGCUCUGGGCUUCUCUCCUGUUUUCCCCAAUAAAUAUGUGCCUCAUGUAAUAAA